AUGUGGUUUCUAGUGUCAUUAUGCAUCUUUGUAUGUGUACCUUGGAAAAAGAAAAAUGGGGCGUUACAGGAACUGACCACUUGGCAUAAGUGGAAAGAUGAUGAUCUUCAGGCUGGUUGCUAUAUGAUGGCAUCGAUGUCUAAUGAGCUGCAAAAGCACGAGAACAUGGAACAUGCAAUAGAGAUCCAUUUGCACCUACAAGAGUUGUAUGGUGAACAGACUAAACAUGUGAGAUAUCUUAUCUCAAAGGAGCUUUUUAGGGCCCGUAUGACGGAUGGUGAAUUAGUCAAUAAUCAUGUAUUGAAAUUGAUAAACCUGAUAGAAAAGCUUGAGUCUUUGGAUGUUGUUAUGGAUAAUGCUCUAUAUAAAGAUCUUAUCCUACAAUCUCUUCCUGAUUCAUUUGAUUAUUUUGUCAUGAAUUUCAAUAUGUAUAAGCUUAAGACUACUCUUCCUGAGCUUUUUAACAUGUUAAAAACUACUAAGAUGAUAAUGAAAAAGGAAAAAUCUGUCAUGCUUAUCGGUUCCUCGCAUUCAUCAAAACCAAAGAAAAAUUGGUCAAAGCAAGGUAAAGAGAAGAGUUCCCAGAAAGAGAAGAUGAAGCUUAAAGGUGGAGUUAAGAAGGCAAAGCCAAGUCCAGUAGAGAAAGGAAAUUGCUUCCAUUGUGGAAAGCUUGGGCAUUGA
Diospyros lotus (date-plum) is the source of this 681-nucleotide messenger RNA. RefSeq lists its product as uncharacterized. NCBI's taxonomy places the organism in Eukaryota, Viridiplantae, Streptophyta, Magnoliopsida, Ericales, Ebenaceae. Bases 1 to 681 code for a protein of 226 amino acids. The record is from RefSeq and is a predicted model, not a curated record. The transcript has a single exon.